Molecule: messenger RNA, 732 nt
Organism: Fusarium fujikuroi IMI 58289
Lineage: Eukaryota; Fungi; Ascomycota; Sordariomycetes; Hypocreales; Nectriaceae
Exons: 2
Coding region: 1-732 (243 amino acids)
Source: RefSeq, a predicted model, not a curated record
AUGAGACGAGCGAGCGAUGCAGAGACCGCAUCCCGAGAUCGCUGCUUCACUCUCUUCCCGAACCUACCAGCUGAGAUACGCCUGAUGAUAUGGGAAGCCGCCUUACCUGAAGAGGUACAUCCUAGGUCGAAGAUAUGCGAGAUUUGGGACUUGAAACGAGGCGAAGACAUAAUUGCAACCACACCCCGAGCGACAGCUAAUAUAGCUUUUCUGGCCUGCUGUCACGAGUCCCGUCACUUUGCUAUCAAUGAUGGAAGUUUAGUACCAUUAAAGAGCCUUGUAUCGGGCAAAGCGUGGCAAAAGAAAGUCUGGAUAGAUCGCAAUGUCGAGAUCGUCUUCAUCCCUUUCGAACCGCGCUAUCUCGACAGGAUCAUCACUAUCCCACCGAAUAUCAAAGUCCUAGCCGAUACAAUAGGUAAUACAUACGACCCCAUGCGCGAAGAUACCGUCGGGAAAUACAUUACCAAAUGGCGAAACGGAGGUACUAUCGAUAUUGAUACCUUAUACUUUGGCCUUGUGGACGAACUUCCCAGGAAUUUGAAAUCAAACAGAGAUGGGAGGAGAAUACAUAUUUGGUCUCCGAGGUUUGGAGGCAUUCAUAUGAUAUGGCCCAGGGAAUCUGAGAAUGAGAGCGAGCGAGUGCAGUCCAGGGAAUCUGAGAAUGAAAGCGAGCGAGUGCACCAAAGCAUGCUUGAAGAUUUCUCUUUUACGGAGUUUCUGUGUGACUUAUGA